UAUAAACAUGAUAUUAUGUGCACGUGAUAUCUUUCGAUUUUGCAACAGCAAGUAAGAAAUAUUUCUGUUGCGGAGUAGUGGCAUAUCGUUUAUAUUCAUAUGUUGCAAAUUAUUUCUUGAAAUUUAUUAAAAUAGUAACAAAUGGCGUUAGACUUACGGGAGGGUAUUCUAUUAGGUAUGGGUAAUCCUCUUCUUGAUAUCUCAGCAACUGUAGAUAGCAAUUUUUUAAAAAAAUAUGAUUUAAAUGCAAAUGAUGCAAUUCUUGCUGAAGAAAAACACAAACCCAUGUACGAUGAAUUAAUUGAAUUGUAUAAAGCAGAUUUUAUUGCUGGUGGUUCUGUACAAAAUACUAUGCGAGUAGCACAAUGGUUCCUGGGGAAACCAAAUAUUGCAACUUACAUGGGUUGUGUUGGGAUGGAUAAGUACUCAAAAAUUUUAGAGGAUAGAGCACGUGCAGAUGGCUUAAAUGUUCGUUAUCAAUAUACACAAAAAGAACCUACCGGUACUUGUGCAGUUCUUAUUACAGGAAAUGAACGUUCCUUGUGUGCCAAUUUGGCUGCAGCUACAUGUUUUUCACUUUCACACAUAGAAGAAACUGAAAAUAAAAAUCUUAUUGAAAUUGCUGAAUAUAUUUAUGUUUCUGGUUUUUUCUUAACUGUAAGCCCAGAAACAAUUCAAGUAAUUGCUAAACAUGCUUUUGAAAAAAAUAAAAUUUUUAUAAUGAAUCUUAGUGCACCAUUUUUAUGCGAAUAUUAUAAAAAACCAAUGUUGGCAGCUCUUCCUUAUGUUGAUAUCUUAUUUGGUAAUGAGGUGGAAGCUGAUGCAUUUGCAAAAGCAAAUGAUUUUCAAACUACAAAUAGAAAGGAAAUUGCUUUAAAAUUAUCGCAAAUGGAAAAGAUUAAUAGAAAAAGGCAAAGAAUUGUUAUAAUAACCCAAGGUCCUGACAAUAUAUUAGUUGUAAAAGAUAAUAUUAUAAUGGAAUUUGCCGCUAUGAGACUUCCAGAAGAGAAAGUUGUAGAUACUAAUGGAGCAGGUGAUGCAUUUGUUGGAGGUUUUUUAGCUCAAUUUGUUCAAGGUAGAAGUAUAGAAGUUUGUGUGAGAUGUGGAAUUUGGGCUGCAACUCAAAUUUUACAGAGAUCUGGAUGUACUUACGAAGGGAAACCUAAUUUUACUCCUUGACAAUGCUUAAAUCGAUUAGUUAAUUAUAAAUUCUGUACUUAUACACACAUACACACAUAUAUAUGGGUGUGUGCUUGUUUGUUUGUUUGUUUGUUUAUGUAUAUAUAUAUAAUUUAUAUAAUAUAUAUAUAAUUAUACAAUCAAAAUGUAUAAUAUGUAUAUAUGUAUUUAUAUAUACAUAUAAUAAUAUGUAUAUGUAUAUAUGUAUAUAUAUAUGUAUAAUAAAUAUUUUAUCAACUUUUUUA
Molecule: messenger RNA, 1424 nt
Organism: Apis dorsata (giant honeybee)
Lineage: Eukaryota; Metazoa; Arthropoda; Insecta; Hymenoptera; Apidae
Gene: Adk2
Product: adenosine kinase 1
Exons: 5
Coding region: 142-1179 (345 amino acids)
Biological process (GO): purine ribonucleoside salvage
Cellular component (GO): nucleus; cytosol
Molecular function (GO): adenosine kinase activity
Source: RefSeq, a predicted model, not a curated record